Etheostoma spectabile (orangethroat darter) is the source of this 1590-nucleotide messenger RNA. It is a transcript of the gene cmbl, whose product is annotated as carboxymethylenebutenolidase homolog (Pseudomonas). The transcript has 6 exons. Lineage: Eukaryota; Metazoa; Chordata; Actinopteri; Perciformes; Percidae. The record is from RefSeq and is a predicted model, not a curated record. Bases 127 to 864 code for a protein of 245 amino acids. Gene Ontology annotation, molecular function: hydrolase activity.
AUAAGAAGUUUGGUCCCACCCACAGACCGUCUACAGCUCACACAGCUUUACAACCGACUCUGGCUGCAAGUCUUUUAGCCUCACAUACAGGACAUUACCUUCUUCGCAAAAUCGGAAAUCAAUACGAUGGCAAAUGAAGCCAAGCCAUGCCCCUGCCAUAUUGGUGAUCUGAUGGAGUACGAAGGGCUCGGCCAGGAUAUCCAGAUAGAGCACAUCGAAGCUUAUGUAGUGAAACCAUCCGCUGCAACUAACAAGGCCAUCAUUGUCAUACAGGACAUCUACGGGUGGCGGCUUCCCAACACAAGAUACAUGGCUGAUAUGCUGGCUGCCAAUGGAUACAUUGCUGUUUGUCCAGACUUCUUUGCUGGAAAGGAGCCGUGGAGUUCAUCACGUGACUGGUCCACGUUUCAGGAGUGGCUUCAAGAUAAAUUGCCAACGAACAUAAACAAAGAGGUGGAUGCAGUGCUGAGGUACCUGAUGAAGCAUUGUGAGGCCAAACACAUCGGAGCACUGGGCUUCUGCUGGGGAGGGGUUGCCACACAUUACAUCAGCCUGCAGUAUCCAGAUGUUAAAGCAGGAGUGUCAGCCUACGGGAUCGUCCGUGAAAAAGAGAACAGAUAUAAGCUGAAGAGUCCUACGCUGUUCAUCUUUGGGGAGAAAGAUGACGUUAUCCCACUGAACCAGGUGCAUGUCCUUGAAGCAAAACUAAAGGAGGAAAGCCAAGUGGAUUUCCAGGUAAAGAUCUUUCCUGGUCAGACUCAUGGGUUUGUCCAUCGCAAGAGAGAGGACAUCAACCCUGCAGACAAACCCGGCAUCCUGGAGGCCAGGUCUGACAUGCUGAACUGGUUCAACAGAUACAUGUAAACAAGUUUAGGAGGUGAAGAAUCGACCCAGGUAAUCAUUUACACACAGCACUACAAAUGGAAAAUGCAGAGGUGCCCUUUACAGUGACCUGUAGGCAGUUCUAGUUUGUCGUCAUUUUUGUAUGAUUAGUAACAUUCCAGUUUCCCUAAUGAUUUUUUAUUUUAUUUUGGAGGUCUGGAUGUUCCUGUAUCGACCUGUGGAUAUUACUAAAAUGUGAAUUUUAAAUUGUUGAGCCAAAGCUAAAAAAAAAGAUGGAUGCAGUAUGUUUUGUUAUUGUAAAUCACAAGAAUUAAAUUAAUUUACCUUAACUAAACAGCUUUGGAGUCUCUGGAAUGGUUAAAUUACAAAAAUACAUAGAUUUAUUUUUAUUGUCUGGUUCAAUAUUGUGGGCUCAAAAUCAAAACUACAGAGACUGGAAAUUUCAACGGACCAACAUUUUAAUGGUGACUUUGAUACUACAACAGCUUGAACAUUUUGUAUCAAAUGAUAAAUAGCAAUAUGCAGUGCGGUUUGGACAUGGUGCUCGGGAAGUGCCUAAACCUUUAGAACAGCCCCGAAAUCUUUAAGUGUUCCAUGAGGCCUUCAGUCCUCGCUCUCUCCCGGGCUCCUGAUGUCAUCAAUCUUUAGGAUCAUCUUGACUACCUGAGUAGCCAGCAAGAUCUGCUGUUUCUUGCCAAUCAGGGUCUCGACCACAUGUUGCUGCUUCAUGUCUGAAGAGAGGGGAGA